Molecule: messenger RNA, 731 nt
Organism: Salmo salar (Atlantic salmon)
Lineage: Eukaryota; Metazoa; Chordata; Actinopteri; Salmoniformes; Salmonidae
Source: RefSeq, a predicted model, not a curated record
UCAGGUCACUGUAUCGUGUAGAAGAUAGAUUGACACGAUCCUAUAUUUGUACAUAACUUCUGUCUUUAACCGGUUUAGGAGAGAGGCAGGUUCUACAUAACUUCUGUCUUUAACCGGACAAUAUGAAGACUUAUUCAGUCUGCGGGUUGUGGACACUUUUAAUGUACAUCAUUAGUAUAUCAUCAACAUCAAGUGACACAGACGGUACAGUUCAGCACAUUGUGGCCUUAGUUGGUGAUGAUGCCAUCCUGCCCUGCACCCUGAGCAGCACUGUCAGUGCUGUGUAUCAGUCAGUAGAGUGGCAGAGACCAGACCUAAAACCAAAAGAGGUCCAUCUUUACAGAGAUGAGAAGGACGAUCUUGUGCUCCAGAAUCCAGUCUUCAGGGGAAGAACGUCACUGUUUAAAGAAGAACUAGAGAACGGCAACGCUAGUUUAAAGUUGACCAGAGUGGAACUCUCUGAUGCUGGAAACUACACCUGUUACAUUCCACUGCUGGACCACCAGAAAACCAUCAUUCAACUCAUUGUUGGUAGAGACCUCCAGCUCCAGCAAGAACUGUAACAAGAACUGCUACUACAACUGUCAGCCAGCAGGAAUGACACGUCUUAGGAAACAUUUGAUCUGAAACACAGGAUGUAGAAUUAUUACAAUACCUAAUGCUUAAUACACAUGAAAUGACUUUUAAACAGGACAUUUUUUUACAGAUAGUGCCUUUUUUCAAAUAUCCAA